AUUCAUUCCUGGAUCAAAAAGACCUCAUAUUUAUGUAUCGGUAUUACCAGCCUUGGAGACCAUUUUAUAUGGAGAUAAUUUAUCUACUAUCGUUUCAAUGCAUACAAAUGUUUUCAAAGAUGUCUUGGCUUGGCUUCCAUAUGGCGUGCUUCACUUUACGCUACCAUUCUUCACCAGCCUGGGGCUUUGGUGGUUUGGUCCUCCCGGGAUUCUGACAGUUUUUGCAAAGGCUUUUGGUUAUAUGAACCUUGCUGGUGUGUUGACUCAAUUAGCAUUUCCUUGUUCUCCACCGUGGUAUGAAUACGUGUAUGGAAUGAAUACCCCUGCUACAUACUCAAUGCCGGGUGACGCUGGAGGAUUGAUUCGUAUUGACGAAUUGUUCAAUUUUAACACAUAUGAAACUGCAUUUAAUGAUUCUCCAAUGGUAUUUGGUGCUUUUCCUUCUUUACACUCUGCAUGCGCAAUUAUCCAAACUCUUUUCAUCUCUUACACUUUACCAAAAUCUCGCCCCUUAUGUUUGACUUACGUAUUCUGGAUUUGGUGGGCCUGUAUGUAUUUGACACAUCAUUAUAUGGUUGAUUUAGUUGGAGGCGGUAUCUAUGCUAUUGUAACUUUUUGGUUUGCUUGGAAUUGGUUACCACCUGUUAAUCUUACUAAUGAUUCUGAUAACUCUGAUGAUAAUGUUGAUGGUACUUUGUUAAUACAAAACAAUGAUAGUAGCUCUUCGAUACCUUGCAUUGAACCUGAUGUUAAAAUUUUUAAUUCCAAUUGUAAUGAAUUUAAAGUUGAGAUUGAUAAUAUUAAUCGAUAA
Molecule: messenger RNA, 811 nt
Organism: Dentiscutata erythropus
Lineage: Eukaryota; Fungi; Glomeromycota; Glomeromycetes; Diversisporales; Gigasporaceae
Source: the annotation of a GenBank genome assembly